AUGCAGGCCAACAAGAAGCAGAAGGCGCUCACGGACGCCAACAUGUACCCGGACACGGACACGCAGUUUGCUGCGACGCACCACGCGGCCAUCGAGCAGCAGAAGCAGAUGAAGCUCCUGAGCUACGCCGACCAGAGCGACGACGAAGGCGAGGAUAACGCAGGCCGCCCACGAUCCAAGUACCUCGUAGGUCUCUUGCAGCUACACUGUACGUACUACGUUCCUUGCUUAAGACCUGUAUCUAUGCAGCGCCAGAUCAAUUGUGAUACAGACUCGAUGAAGGAAAAUGGUGCUAGCAGUUGA
Saprolegnia parasitica CBS 223.65 is the source of this 303-nucleotide messenger RNA. RefSeq lists its product as hypothetical. The transcript is spliced from 2 exons. The record is from RefSeq and is a predicted model, not a curated record. Lineage: Eukaryota; Oomycota; Saprolegniomycetes; Saprolegniales; Saprolegniaceae. Bases 1 to 303 code for a protein of 100 amino acids.